AUGAUAGCUAUAUUGCUACAAGUUCAAGCAAAUAAAAACUUGCAAAAUGAUAACUUCUUUCCUUUCAAUCUUCCUAGUAGAUGGAAUUGUGAAGAAAUACUGCAACAAAAUCUCACGUUGGCCAAAAUAGUUGUAUAUGCUAGAUCUCAUAUGAGAAUUCCAGCAAUGCGAUGCAAUAAUAUUACGCGAGUGUCUCAGACCAAACAACCACAUCAUCGCAGAGAUGUCAAACUACAUCAAAUGUUGCAGUCACUGAAGGAUAAUUAA
Messenger RNA from Dracunculus medinensis (Guinea worm), 267 nucleotides. NCBI's taxonomy places the organism in Eukaryota, Metazoa, Nematoda, Chromadorea, Rhabditida, Dracunculidae. The record is from the annotation of a GenBank genome assembly.